This is a messenger RNA of Bombus pyrosoma, 1647 nucleotides long. RefSeq lists its product as uncharacterized. The coding region runs from base 159 to 806 and encodes 215 amino acids. The transcript has 5 exons. The record is from RefSeq and is a predicted model, not a curated record. Lineage: Eukaryota; Metazoa; Arthropoda; Insecta; Hymenoptera; Apidae.
UUUAUUUUACCAAGCAGAAUUCACUCAGUCAGCGAGCACCCGCAGCGACGCAUUAUGUUUCGGUAAUCAGAAUUUCAACGUAGCACAAUUUCUUACUUUUCGUCUCUAACAAUAAGUUAUACUAUCACAUUGUUUGACUCCUUUGAUACACUAGGGAAAUGGCAUCAAUAGAAGAAAGCUGGAAAGAAGCAAUUGAUGGAUUAAAUAGUGAUGUCUGUGACACAUGGUUCACAAAAGUACAGGAAGCUUAUUCAGAAGAAAAACGUACUUAUCAUAAUCUAGAUUCUCUUCAUGAUAAAUUGAAUUGUUAUUAUGAAAUUAAGAAUAACUUGAAGAAUCCUCAAGCUGUGCUUCUUGCCUUAUUUUUUCAAAACUUUGAAUAUGAUCCCAAAGCUUUAGAUGGUGAAAACAAGAAUUUGGAGCAUUUUAAUGCAUUUGCAGAUGAAGUUGAAAUUCCUGCUGAUGCACAAUUAAGAGAAGAAGCUUGUGAACUUCUGAAAGUAGCUGCAACACAUAGUACUGAUGCACAUAAAAUUGGUGGUGCCUUUGGCGGUGAAGAUGCUCAUUACUUUUUAGAUUUGGACAUGGCUGUGUUAGGAUCUUGUCCAGAAAGUUAUGCAGAAUAUAGAGAAAAAAUACGUGGAGAAUAUUCUUUUCUUAGUGAGCCAAUGUAUACUGCAUUACGUUUAAAGGUACUGCAGAACUUUGUGCAGAUCCCAAAUAUUUUUGCCACAAAGGAAUUUCGAGAAAAAUAUGAAGAGCAAGCACGACAAAAUAUUCAAGCUGAAGUUGAAUUGUUGUCUUAGGAUAAUUAAUGAAUUUUAUGCAUGGGAAGAUGUAUCUUUAUGAAGUCUUUGUUACCAAAUAUGUUUAUUACUUAAUUAAUUAAAAAGGAAGAAGUAAGGUUCCAAUUGACACAUAAUUCUUUUAAUGUGUCAGUAGACUUUGAUCUCCAUGUAGAGUAAAGUAGCACAAGCCUAUAUUUUGUGUAUUAGUAUUUAAAGUGAUGGAUGUCAACAGACAUCAUACAGAAGUGUAAUAUAUUAUUAAAUAAGAAGUACAUUCAUGUCCCACAUUUAGUAUUAAAAUUAUAUGAUAGAGUCUGUUUCAUUAAAUAAAAAUAAUUCUCAUAAUAAAACAAAUUAUAAAGCUCUCAUUUCCAAUGCUAAAUCUUAGGCAUGAAUGUAUAUCUUUCUGUGCUAAAAUUAUAUUCUGAUAUUGUUUAAAUGUUUCUAUGUUUAUUUAUUUUUUCUAUGCUUUCAUUUCUAACACAUAUUUGUUUCAACAAUAAAAUGCUAAAAUUUAUUUACCAAUGCUUUUUAUACUAAAAAUACAUAAAUAAAUUUUUAAACAUUAAAAUAUAUGUUUGUGUCUUGGUGAUUGCUUCUAAUUAAAGUUACACAUGUAUAAUAUUUGUAAGUGAUAUGAAAUUUGUAUGUAUUCAACUAAUAAGCAAAUUUUAAAUAUUGUUAUAUUGAAUUACAUAUGAAUUAAACUCACAGUUGUAAAAGUAACAUAAUGUAAAACGAAGCCAAAGAACUGUCAAUCUGUCGUAUAAUCCAAUUUAUUUUAUUUAACUGAUUAAAUUGAUGUAAAACUUUAAAUAUGUUAUUAUAAAAAAUAUAUGAAUAUUUAUGUAUUAUUUGA